AUGAAAAUUCAAAAAGCGACCCUAAGCAGAUCUUCGGAUACGUACUUACCUGCGAGAAGUACGGAGGUAUCGAGAAUAUCUCGCAAUCUUGAUCCUGAAAUUCAUCCUUUUGAACGUGCUCGUGAAUACACGCGUGCCUUAAAUGCGACCAAACUUGAACGGGUUUUUGCUGCACCUUUUGUUGGCCAACUGGGAAACGGACAUGGUGAUGGCGUGUACUCUUUGGCAAAGAAUACACGCAGGAUAAACGCUGUUGCUAGUGGAAGUGGAGACGGUGUUAUCAAGCUCUGGGACUUAACCUCUCGAGAACAGCUUCUGUCGGUUGCUGCUCACAAAGGCAUAGUCAAGGGAUUGACAGUCACCUUGGAUGGCAACUUAUUAUCUUGUGGAAUGGAUAGCACUGUGAAACUAUGGGAUGUACUUGCAUCCAAUGCUUCCGCCCCUAUCAAAACUUUUCUAGGAUCGAGCGGAUUCACUGGUAUAGAUCAUCACCGCUCAAGUCCCACGUUCGCAACGUCGUCUGCAAAAGUCGAAAUCUGGGAUCUCGGUCGUUCAAAGCCCAUAGCCGAUCUAUCUUGGGGUGCUGACAACGUCAGUACAGUCAAAUUUAACCAGUCCGAACAGUCGAUACUGGCGUCGGCUGGAAGCGACAGAUCUAUCAUCAUUCACGAUACUCGAUCCAGCUCGCCAGUUCAGAAGCUUGUAACAGCGAUGCGCACCAAUGCGAUAUCGUGGAAUCCGAUGGAAGCAUUUGUUUUUGCGGCUGCAAAUGAAGAUUACAACACCUAUCUAUAUGAUAUGCGGAAAUUGUCGCGGUCGCUGAAUGUCUACAAGAACCAUGUGAAGGCCGUGAUGGAUGUUGAUUUUUCUCCUACAGGGCAGGAGCUUGUUACGGGCUCCUACGACAAGACAAUACGCAUUUUCCGAACUCGAGAUGGCCAUUCGCGUGAUAUAUAUCAUACUAAAAGAAUGCAGAGACUGUUUUGCGUUAAGUAUACGAUGGAUUCGAAGUACAUCAUAUCGGGUUCGGAUGAAGGUAACGUCAGAAUUUGGCGUGCGGACGCAGCAUCCAGGUCCAAUGUCAAAUCUGCUCGUCAGCGGGCAAAACUUGAAUACGACGAUGCCUUGAAAGAGAGAUACAAAAAUAUGCCGGAAAUCCGGAGAAUCAGUCGGCACCGGCAUGUGCCGGCACAUGUUAAAAACGCAGCUGAUACUAUGAAGAUCGAGAUCGCUAGUAGAGAAAGAAAGGAAGAUAACAUGCGCAAGCGCAGUGCGAAGGGAUCUAUGGCUUUCAGUAAAGAGAGAGAAAAGCAUAUUGUCGGUGUGGCUACGAAGGAUACCUAA
Messenger RNA from Myxozyma melibiosi, 1344 nucleotides. RefSeq names its product WD40-repeat-containing domain protein. Gene Ontology annotation, molecular function: protein binding. The transcript has 3 exons. Gene Ontology annotation, biological process: maturation of SSU-rRNA from tricistronic rRNA transcript (SSU-rRNA, 5.8S rRNA, LSU-rRNA). The record is from RefSeq and is a predicted model, not a curated record. Gene Ontology annotation, cellular component: small-subunit processome; nucleolus. NCBI's taxonomy places the organism in Eukaryota, Fungi, Ascomycota, Lipomycetes, Lipomycetales, Lipomycetaceae. Bases 1 to 1344 code for a protein of 447 amino acids.